Messenger RNA from Andrographis paniculata, 1376 nucleotides. Its product is annotated as 26S proteasome non-ATPase regulatory subunit 7 homolog A. The record is from RefSeq and is a predicted model, not a curated record. Gene Ontology annotation, biological process: proteasome-mediated ubiquitin-dependent protein catabolic process. NCBI's taxonomy places the organism in Eukaryota, Viridiplantae, Streptophyta, Magnoliopsida, Lamiales, Acanthaceae. Gene Ontology annotation, cellular component: proteasome complex; proteasome regulatory particle. The transcript is spliced from 11 exons. Gene Ontology annotation, molecular function: protein binding; metallopeptidase activity. The coding region runs from base 131 to 1063 and encodes 310 amino acids.
CGGCCAACUGACUGCCGAAACAAAAAAAGGGAAGGAAUCACAUGUCUUUCCGCCCAAGAAAUUGAGCUCAAACCGGCGAAGACGAAGACGAAGACGAAAACGAAGGAAAGGUGGUAGGCGAUUUGAGGAAAUGGAUGUGAUAAAAUCGCAGCAGAUAUCGUCGAGGCCGAUCGAGAAGGUUGUGGUGCAUCCACUGGUGUUGCUGAGCAUAGUAGACCACUAUAAUCGGGUGGCGCGUGACACCAGGAAGCGUGUCGUCGGAGUUCUGCUCGGAACUUCCUUCAAAGGCACCGUUGAUGUUACCAACAGCUACGCCGUGCCUUUUGAAGAAGAUGACAGGGACCCGAGCAUAUGGUUUCUUGACCAUAACUAUCAUGAAUCAAUGUUUUCCAUGUUUAGAAGAAUAAAUGCUAAGGAGCAUGUUGUAGGUUGGUAUAGCACUGGACCAAAAUUGAGGGAAAAUGACCUAAAUAUUCAUGGACUUUUCAACGAUUAUGUUCCGACUCCUGUACUUGUUAUCAUUGAUGUUCAACCAAAGGAGCUUGGAAUACCUACUAAAGCUUACUACGCCGUUGAGGAGGUUAAAGAGAAUGCAACUCAGAAAAGCCAGAAAGUUUUUGUGCAUGUUCCUUCGGAAAUUGCUGCUCAUGAAGUUGAAGAAAUUGGUGUCGAACACUUACUCAGAGAUGUGAAAGACACAACCAUCAGCACCCUUGCAACAGAGGUUACCGGAAAGCUUACUGCUUUGAAGGGAUUGGAUGCACGGUUAAAAGAGAUCCGAAGUUAUCUUGAUCUGGUUAUUGAGGGGAAGCUUCCCUUGAACCAUGAAAUUCUCUACCAUCUUCAGGAUGUGUUCAACCUUCUGCCGAAUCUGAAUGUGUCUGAAUUAGUUAAAGCUUUUGCUGUAAAAACGAAUGACAUGAUGCUGGUUAUCUACUUGUCGUCCUUGAUCCGGAGUGUGAUUGCUCUCCAUAAUUUGAUCAACAACAAGAUGCUGAACAAAGAACACGAAAAGGCAGAGGACUCAAAGCCCGUGUCGGUGCCAACUGCUGCCGGAAGUUAAGUUAAAGGAGAGGUAUAUAUUAUAAAGGUCUCCCAGGCUCCAAUGCAGCAGCUAAUUGUGAGAACCUGCAUGAAGAACAUGAAACGGUAGUAGAUCCGGAAGCACCAUUGGGAAAUGAUAUCGUUUGAUUGUCGUGUGUUAAUGACCCACGGUAUGUCAUAUUUAUAAACCUCAAUCAAUAAACUAGAAUUUAUCAAAAGGCCUUUAUCACAUUUCGAAAGCAUGAGCAACACAUUACUGGAAUAAUCAAAUAUGCCGAUAUUUAUCCAUAUAAAAACAAGAGUUGUAAAGAAAAUUUCAAAUGAAAUAGAGA